Molecule: messenger RNA, 1857 nt
Organism: Lagopus muta (rock ptarmigan)
Lineage: Eukaryota; Metazoa; Chordata; Aves; Galliformes; Phasianidae
Gene: GOT1
Product: glutamic-oxaloacetic transaminase 1
Exons: 9
Coding region: 98-1336 (412 amino acids)
Biological process (GO): L-aspartate biosynthetic process
Cellular component (GO): cytosol
Molecular function (GO): L-aspartate:2-oxoglutarate transaminase activity; pyridoxal phosphate binding
Source: RefSeq, a predicted model, not a curated record
CGGAGGUGCCCUGCGGCCCCGCCCUGCCGCUGAAGGUGAGGGUCUCCUCCAGGAUUCGCGCGGCGGUCGUAACGCACCGUGCGGCGUUCGCACCGCCAUGGCCGCCUCCAUCUUCGCCGCCGUGCCCCGCGCUCCGCCCGUCGCUGUCUUCAAGCUGACGGCAGACUUCCGGGAGGACGGCGACUCGCGGAAGGUCAACCUGGGUGUGGGCGCGUACCGCACGGAUGAAGGCCAGCCGUGGGUCCUGCCGGUGGUGAGGAAAGUGGAGCAGCUGAUCGCUGGCGACAGCAGCCUCAACCACGAGUACCUGCCCAUCCUUGGCCUGCCUGAGUUCCGCGCCAACGCUUCCCGCAUCGCGCUGGGUGACGACAGCCCGGCCAUUGCACAGAAGAGGGUUGGAAGUGUCCAGGGCUUGGGUGGGACAGGCGCUCUGCGUAUAGGUGCCGAGUUCCUAAGGCGUUGGUACAAUGGGAAUAACAACACCGCCACUCCUGUGUAUGUCUCGUCCCCAACAUGGGAGAACCACAACUCUGUAUUCAUGGAUGCUGGGUUUAAAGACAUUAGAACCUACCGCUACUGGGAUGCUGCCAAGAGGGGGUUGGACCUUCAGGGGCUGCUGGAUGACAUGGAGAAAGCCCCAGAGUUCUCCAUUUUCAUCCUUCAUGCCUGUGCACACAACCCAACGGGUACAGACCCUACUCCAGACCAAUGGAAGCAGAUUGCUGCUGUUAUGAAGCGACGGUGCCUGUUUCCAUUCUUCGACUCUGCAUAUCAAGGUUUUGCCUCUGGCAGCCUGGACAAGGAUGCCUGGGCUGUGCGAUACUUUGUCUCCGAGGGCUUUGAGCUCUUCUGUGCACAGUCGUUUUCCAAGAACUUUGGGCUCUACAAUGAACGUGUGGGGAACCUGACUGUGGUGGGGAAGGAUGAAGACAAUGUGCAGCGUGUGCUUUCCCAGAUGGAGAAGAUUGUGCGUACCACUUGGUCCAACCCUCCCUCCCAGGGAGCACGCAUUGUAGCGACUACACUGACUUCCCCACAGCUCUUUGCUGAGUGGAAGGACAAUGUGAAGACAAUGGCAGAUCGGGUCUUGCUGAUGCGCUCAGAGCUCCGGUCUCGCCUGGAGUCCCUUGGGACCCCGGGCACCUGGAACCACAUCACAGAUCAAAUUGGCAUGUUUAGCUUUACAGGGUUGAACCCUAAACAAGUGGAGUACAUGAUCAAAGAAAAACACAUCUACCUGAUGGCUAGUGGGCGCAUCAACAUGUGUGGUCUGACUACCAAGAACCUGGACUACGUGGCCAAGUCCAUCCACGAGGCUGUCACAAAAAUCCAGUGAAGCACACGAACAACCAAACUUACAUGAACUCACCAAAGUUGUAAUGUGUAGUCCUGUCUUACUCAUAGCUUGCCAUGUCCACACCUCUUGGGGUUUAAUAAAGAUGGGAGCAGUAGCUCAAUCAGGGAUAGUCUUAUUUUGACCUUCCAUGAAGUACCCCUUGCAAUAUAAGCCCCAAGAGGUGGGAAACAGCAUGAGCUGCCUUAGUUCUUGUUGGACAGCAGCCUGAUCUUCAGGCACUUAGAGCUGCAUCUUUAGCACAUCCGAAUCAACUCCUUACACUGAUCUGUUUGAUCUAGGCUAAGUCCUGUGCCAGUGCAGUGCGCUAUGGGGUAACAGCCAAGUAGUUGUUAUCUGAGACAAGUUGUCAACUGUUGUCACCUGGUAGUAUUUUGUGUAGGGGCAAAGCUGUUGCUGGCUUUCCUCCACACAUUUCUGAGCCUGAUGCGAGCAAACAUUUGUAACUGUGAUGAUUCCUUAGUGUUGCUGACAGAAAAUUAAAUCUUCAUCUCUGAAUGCUA